This is a messenger RNA of Dicrocoelium dendriticum, 1029 nucleotides long. The record is from the annotation of a GenBank genome assembly. Lineage: Eukaryota; Metazoa; Platyhelminthes; Trematoda; Plagiorchiida; Dicrocoeliidae.
AUGGGCUAUUAUAUUUUGUACUUAAAUUUAGUCAGGUUGGUUGAAGAAAUCAGAAAAAAGGCGGCACUUUUGGAAAGAGAGAUUAAAAACUUGGAGUGUUACGCCAAGGGCGUAGUUGAACGCAUCAGUUUAGAGGAAGCUAACAGAAAUGCACGGCUUCAGGACGAAAGUGGCAAAAAUCUCAGUGAAUUAGAAGGGCGCCUGGAGGAGUUGAAGUCUUCCUUCCGAAAUUUGGUGGACAGUAACAACAAGGAAGAAAGGAUCCAGCGUGGAACACUGUACAGACUGGAAACAGAAAUUGAAGGUAUUGUGCACAAAUACGAUCAAGAGAUGACCGCCUUGCAGUCCGAAUAUGACACUUUGGAUGUGGAAUACACACGAGAGAAGAAGGAGCUUAGUGAAUUGGAGGAAAGAUUCCUUACGCUGGAGGAGGAGUACACAGAAAUACUGGAGGAACGGCGUAUACAAGAGAUGAAUCGACAAAGAGAGGAGGCAGAAACGCUCGCAUUGCAACAGUCUAUCACAACUAUACAAGCCUUCUGGCGCUCUUAUAAGACUCGAAAAGCGGCACAAGCCAGAGGAAGUGGUAAAAGAAAAACAAGAAGAUGACGCUAUUUUGUCAUGAACAGAUAUUAACUUCAAAACAAUCAUGUAAUCCAUUCAUUAGAACAAACCUUGAAAUCAACCCACAUCAUUCAUAUAUAGUGAUGCAGGACGUGAAGCAGUGAUACAAGCGAAACUCCGAAGUCUUCAAUAUACUUAACGGGUCGGGAGUAUACGGAAGUAGCUUUAUUAGUCCAAUCGGACAUGUAGGUUGAGACAUAACCAUAGGUGAACGAUCGGAUUCAUAUAUGCUCCACUUGUUGAAAGCACAAGCUUAGAAACAGUCCUGUCGGGUCAGCAGAGUUAACUGCAUAAAACCGAUCGAGACAGUGUUUGUGAGGUAUGUAUUCACUCGGAUCCCUAACUCAGGCAUAACCCACGAGCGACAAACGCGUGGACACAGCGCCAUAUUCAAGGGAGGUGGAA